AUGAACAGAAAUGCGAGAGACACCUUACGGUACACUGAGAACAGUCUUGAUGAUCAAGAUGGGCUCAAUGAUUCCGGAAACACGGAUCUUCAACUGCAAGAAUCACACCCAAGCACAAUUCAGUACCUGGACUUGAUACAGGCUGACCUCUUCGAUGAUAUUGCGCCCUUCGACUUUAAUGACAUCACGACCUCCACGCCAGAUCAGCUUCUAGAUGAGCCAAACCCACUUUACCAUGGCCUCUUCCCGAUGGAUGCGACCAAUCUGAUCUCGCCAGCCCUUAAUCGUCUACUAAUACACUCUUCUAAUGCCAUGCUCAACAAGACUCCUGAGCUUGGAAAUUCGUCAAGCCUUGGGAUUGAGGGGAAUGCAAAUGCGCAAUGGCCUCUCACUCCAGUUCUUGGUGAAUGGUUUUCUGCAGAACCGACGGUGGUCCUAUCGAGGGAGUGCGAAACUGUAGCUUUAGCUGCAUCAGGAGAUGUGACAAGCAGCGCUCCUGUAACUGGGCAUUCCGCAAGGCGUCGACCGCGAUCGCCGUCUCCCGACGAUAUAGAGAAAAAGAUGGCCUCAUCUAUGUUCUGUUUCAGGGUGGAGGUUCCCGAGAGCAGCUCAUCACGGCCAGCUAAGAAAAUGAGGAAGCCGAAUGAUGAUCAAAGGAGAAAAGAGAUUGCCCAAGUUCGCAAGAAAGGAGCAUGCCUUCGAUGCCGCCUCCAGAGCCUCAAGUGUGAUAAAGAAACUCCUUGUUCUGACUGUGUCCGAGUCAGUGGCGAGGUUCACUUGUGCAAAGCAAUUUGCGAAAGGUUCAAUCUUCGUGAAUCCAUUGCUUUCAGAAUCGGUAACUCGAAGUUCAAUCAAGAGACAGCAACCGUUCGCCCGUAUCCCAACUGGACUCCUUCCUCGGCUCCUCGAGUCAUGACCCUCAUGCGACCAGGGCAGGUAUCAUCGAAUUGGCCUAAGGGCGACGGGGUUCCAACGCUACAGGUUCUAGUAAGGGAGUUUAUUCCUAGCUCCGCAGAUAUCACAGCGGAGCGGUGGCGGUCUGCCACCACUGCUGCUCUGCUCGACUGGGUUGACAAUAACUUUGAGUAUUAUGCUCGAGAUAUGACGUCUCAAACCGGGGACUUUUUGAUUGGGGUCACCUUCGACGAAGCACUUCGAUAUGUUUCCAAGAACCCGAACAGCAUGGUCAAGUCGGCUCUGCAGCUUUGGGUCGGAGCCCGCAUGGCCCAGGAAUUCUUCUGCAUUGUCGAAAACAAUGAUUUCAACAUCGACGUUGUUGACGACGCAAAUUCGAUUCAUCAUGGCCAAUGCCCUAUACCUCCCGUUCUUGACCAUCAGUUGGACGUGCUCAUGAUCCAGGAGAUGAUUCGCAUCAAGGAUCAGAUCAUGUCCGAAAUAGAAAGGAUUCUGAAGGGUCGCCACAGCCGUAGCAAGUGGUUUGAAGUUUACCUAACCAUUUUUGUGUUACUUACUAAUCUUCAAUUCAUGCAGAGAUAUGUCUUCUCCGCCCAGAACCUUGUGUCUCACUUUAGAUACGGCCUCAAGGGCCCUGUUCCCUUCACGCUCGAUUGGGACAAAGAGAAUGUCAAGAAGCUUGGAGAACUAGACAAGGACGGCGUGAAGUAUGUCAAGUACGUGUCUGCCAUUGUUCAGAGAAGAAUGGAUGAAUUUCGCGAAAAUGCUGAGCGUGUCAAGAGAAAUGAAUUCAAGGGUGAUAUGUUUUGGCUCUCGCAGCUCUUUGUAGAUCCGAAUGCGGAAGACUAA
This is a messenger RNA of Fusarium tjaetaba, 1764 nucleotides long. RefSeq lists its product as uncharacterized. Gene Ontology annotation, biological process: regulation of DNA-templated transcription. The coding region runs from base 1 to 1764 and encodes 587 amino acids. Gene Ontology annotation, molecular function: zinc ion binding; DNA-binding transcription factor activity, RNA polymerase II-specific. The record is from RefSeq and is a predicted model, not a curated record. The transcript has 7 exons. NCBI's taxonomy places the organism in Eukaryota, Fungi, Ascomycota, Sordariomycetes, Hypocreales, Nectriaceae.